CAACACCAGCAUUCAGAGAAGAAGGGCGAGCAGCAGCGCUGGAGCUCUGACAGGUUAGGCCCAGGGAUGCCUAAGAAGUUCCAGGGUGAGAACUCCAAGUCUGCGGCUGCCAGGGUGCGGAAGGCGGAGGCCAAAGCUGCCGCUGAUGCCCGAAAACAGCAGGAGCUGGAGGACGCACUGUGGCAGGAGAGCGACAAACACGUGCUGAAGAAAGAGCAGAGGAAGGAUGACAAGGAGAAGAAGCGUUUGGAGGCUCUGGAGAGAAAGAGGGAGAACCAGCGGCUCCUGGAUGAAGAGAACUCUAGGCUGAAGGGGAAACAGCCUAAAGAACCGUCGGGCAAAGUGACGAGGGCGCAGAUUGAGGAGAACCUGCAGAAGGAGCAGGCGCUGAAAGAGCCAGCCAAGGAGAAAGAGAUGACCCACCUGGACGCGCCGCUGGAGGAGAACAUUAACCGGAUCAUUCCGGAAGAAGGCUCGGCCCGAACCAUCGAAGAUGCCAUUGCGGUGCUCAGCACUAAGGAGGACAUGGACCGUCAUCCGGAGCGGCGGAUGAAGGCGGCGUACGCCGCGUUUGAGGAGGCCAACAUGGCCCGCCUUAAAAUGGAGAACCCCAACAUGCGCAUGUCUCAACUCAAACAGCAGCUGAAGAAAGAGUGGACGAAAUCUCCGGAGAACCCCCUGAACCAGCGCUUCGUCUCUUACAACACCAAGUAAAAAUAAAGAAAAAGAAAAAAGAAAACAAAACAAAAAAAAAAACAGUUUAAAGA
Colossoma macropomum (tambaqui) is the source of this 767-nucleotide messenger RNA. RefSeq names its product coiled-coil domain containing 124 (gene ccdc124). The record is from RefSeq and is a predicted model, not a curated record. The coding region runs from base 67 to 714 and encodes 215 amino acids. The transcript is spliced from 5 exons. Gene Ontology annotation, biological process: transcription by RNA polymerase II. Lineage: Eukaryota; Metazoa; Chordata; Actinopteri; Characiformes; Serrasalmidae. Gene Ontology annotation, molecular function: transcription coactivator activity. Gene Ontology annotation, cellular component: nucleus.